Pterocles gutturalis (yellow-throated sandgrouse) is the source of this 796-nucleotide messenger RNA. It is a transcript of the gene WDFY2, whose product is annotated as WD repeat and FYVE domain containing 2. The record is from RefSeq and is a predicted model, not a curated record. Lineage: Eukaryota; Metazoa; Chordata; Aves; Pterocliformes; Pteroclidae. Gene Ontology annotation, molecular function: protein binding. The transcript is spliced from 8 exons. The annotation marks the transcript as partial.
AACAGUUCGUGUUUGGCUGAAGAGAGAGAGUGGGCAGUACUGGCCCAGCAUAUACCAUGCAAUGCCAUCUCCAUGUUCAUGCAUGUCUUUUAACCCGGAAACCAGAAGGCUGUCCAUAGGUCUAGACAAUGGUACAAUCUCAGAAUUCAUUUUAUCAGAAGAUUACAACAAGAUGACCCUAGUGAAAAGUUACCAGGCUCAUCAAAGCAGGGUCAUGAUGAUUCUGUUUGUCCUGGAGAUGGAGUGGGUGUUAAGCACCGGACAAGACAAACACUUCACGUGGCACUGUUCAGAGAGUGGCCAGCGGCUGGGAGGGUACCGCACCAACGCAGGCGCCUGUGGCCUGCAAUUUGAUGUGGAAACCCGGCAUGUGUUUGUUGGUGAUCAUUCUGGGCAAGUGACCAUACUCAAACUAGAGCAAGAGUCCUGCAGCCUUGUUACAACAUUUAAGGGACACACAGGUGGUGUCACUGCUCUCUGUUGGGACCCAAUACAGCGAGUUUUAUUCUCAGGCAGUUCUGAUCAUUCCAUUAUAAUGUGGGAUAUUGGAGGAAGAAAAGGAACAGCCAUCGAGCUGCAAGGACAUAACGAUAAAGUUCAGUCUCUCUCCUAUGCUCACCACACUCGGCAGCUCAUCUCCUGUGGUGCGGAUGGGGGAAUCGUUGUCUGGAACAUGGAUGUUGAGAGGCAGGAGACCCCUGAGUGGCUGGAUAGUGACUCCUGUCAAAAAUGUGACCAGCCUUUCUUCUGGAACUUCAAGCAAAUGUGGGACAGUAAGAAAAUAGGCCUCAGGCAG